Ambispora leptoticha is the source of this 3063-nucleotide messenger RNA. NCBI's taxonomy places the organism in Eukaryota, Fungi, Glomeromycota, Glomeromycetes, Archaeosporales, Ambisporaceae. The record is from the annotation of a GenBank genome assembly.
AUGUUUAAUGGGACCAAUACCAGCGGAGCUUCUGCUUCAAAGAAGCGAGAAACUUUUGACGCUGAUUUAGUAAACGAGCAUGAAUCUCAGGCAAAAAAAGCAAAGAUUUACACGGUAAACGAGCAACCAGUCGUUGCAGAUGUUUUUGAACAGGAAGCUGUUCGAGAGGUACCUGCAACUGCUGAUCUAACCUCUGACGCGCCGAUUACAGAAAGUAGAGUUACAUUAACUCACCAAGUUCGACAUCAAGUUGCUCUUCCCCCUAAUUAUCCAUAUGUGCCCCUUGCCGAACAUGUGUCACCGCCAGAAUUAGCGCGUACAUACCCUUUCACACUUGAUCCAUUUCAAAAAGUGGCAAUUAAUUGUAUAGAGAGAUCAGAGUCGGUAUUAGUGAGUGCUCAUACUUCGGCAGGCAAAACAGUGGUUGCUGAAUAUGCAAUAGCUCAGGGCUUGAAAAAUAAGCAACGAGUCAUUUACACCAGUCCUAUCAAGGCAUUAAGCAAUCAAAAAUAUCGAGAAUUGCAAGAAGAGUUUGGCGAUGUAGGAUUGAUGACAGGAGAUGUUACAAUCAAUCCAACUGCAAGUUGCCUUGUUAUGACAACCGAGAUUUUACGCGCUAUGCUUUACCGAGGUAGUGAAGUAAUGCGUGAAGUAGCAUGGGUUAUUUUUGAUGAAAUUCAUUAUUUGCCUCGUGGAGUUGUAUGGGAAGAAACGAUUAUAUUGUUACCUCACCAGGUUCAUUACGUAUUCUUAUCUGCAACAAUUCCAAAUGCUAUGGAAUUUGCAGAGUGGAUAUGUAAAAUACAUGAGCAGCCGUGCCAUGUGGUAUAUACCGACUUCCGCCCUACACCUUUGCAACAUUAUGUAUUUCCUUCAGGGACUGAUGGUAUUUAUAUGGUUGUCGACGAGAAGGGCGUAUUUCGCGAGGAUAUUUUCCAACAAGCGAUCGCUGCAUUAAAAAAGGAUUGGGAAGGAGAUUAUCCGCUAGGUGGUAAAAGCAAAAAAGGCAAGAGAGGACGAAAUGAGCAAGCAAAAGGACCAUCGGACAUGUAUAAAAUUGUUAAAAUGAUCAUGCAAAAGAAUUAUAAUCCGGUUAUAGUUUUUUCUUUUAGUAAAAAAGAUUGUGAACAUUUAGCGCAAGACGUCACUUUUGAUUUUAACGAUGAAACUGAGAGAGAAAUGGUGCAGCAAGUUUUCACCAAUGCUAUCAGUUCUCUAUCAGACGACGAUCGUAAUCUCCCUCAAAUAGGUGCCAUAUUGCCCCUCUUGAAGCGUGGGAUUGGUAUUCAUCAUUCAGGUUUAUUGCCUUUCUUAAAAGAAGUGACUGAAAUAUUAUUCCAAGAGGGUUUAAUCAAAGUUUUAUUUGCCACCGAGACUUUUUCAAUGGGUCUGAACAUGCCGGCAAAGACUGUCGUCUUUUCAAACGUGAAAAAGUUUGACGGGGAAACCACGCGAUAUGUUUCUUCUGGUGAGUAUAUUCAAAUGUCGGGUCGGGCUGGUCGAAGAGGUCUUGAUGAACGUGGAAUCGUAUUUAUGAUGGUUACUGAGAAAAUGGAUCCGUCUGUUAUUAAAAAUAUGAUAAAGGGAGAAGCGGAUCAUUUGACAUCUGCAUUUCAGUUAAAAUAUGUUAUGAUAUUAAACAUGACUAGAGUAGAAGGGUUCAGUCCCGAAUACAUUCUUCAACGUAGUUUCUAUCAAUUCCAAAAUACUGCUAGUUUACCCGCUCUAGAAGAGGAACUUGCACGUCUCGAAGAAGAAAAAGCUUCUCUUGAUAUACCCGAUGAAGAGGUUAUCGCGGAUUAUUAUCAACUGCGUGAACAAUUGGAAACUUAUUCAAAAGAUAUGCGUGAUGUAAUAAACCAGCCGAAUUAUUGUUUGCAUUUUCUGCAGACCGGAAGAUUGGUCAGGGUUAAGCAUGAUAAUAUGGAUUUUGGUUAUGGCAUGGUGGUGAGCUUUGAGAAGAAAAAGGAAACGGAAAGCACUCAAAAUUCAACACAAGUCAAUAAAAAGUCUCAAUACAUUGUUGAUGUACUGCUUUAUUGCGAUGCGAAAUCUAGUGUCGCCAAAAAUGCCGAUGGAAGUACAACCGGUGUGAGACCUUGUCCUGAGAACCAAAAAGGAGAAAUGAUGGUUGUUCCCGUAGAUUUAGCCUGUCUGGAUGGAAUAACGGAGAUCCGUAUUUUCCCUCCAAAAGACCUUAAACCGCUAGAGCAACGUAAUUCAGUUUAUAAAAGUAUGCAAGAAGUGUUCCAAAGAUUUACAAAUGGACCACCUUUUUUGGAUCCUGUUAGUGAUAUGGGAAUAACAGAUGAACAAUUCAAGAAAUUAAUGAGGAGAAUUGAAGUCCUCGAGACUAAACUUUUACAGAAUCCAUUGCAUAAUUCUCCUCGACUUCCCGAAAUUUAUGAUAUGUAUAGCAAGAAGAUGCUAAUAGAAAGAAAAAUUAAGGGGCUCAAGAAAAAAAUUCAAUCCGCUCAUUCUAUUAUGCAACUAGACGAACUUAAAUGCCGGAAGCGUGUAUUACGACGAUUGGGUUAUAUUACCGCCAGUGAUGUUGUAGACAUUAAGGGUCGUGUUGCAUGUGAGAUCAGUUGUGGUGACGAAUUAGUGCUCACCGAAAUGUUAAUGAAUGGGGUUUUUAAUGAUUUGUCCGUUGAGACGACGGCUGCUGUGAUGAGUUGUUUUGUCCAGAUGGAAGCUGAAGAGACAGGUGCUACUCUAAAAGAAGAAUUUAUGAAACCAUUUCAAAUAUUAAAAGAAACUGCACGACGAAUUGCGCAAAUCAGUAUAGAAUGUAAAGUGCCAAGUAUGGAUGAAGAAGAAUAUGUCCAACAAUUUCAUUCGGACAUGAUGGAAAUAGGAGCGAAAUUUGCGGAAAUAUGCAAAUAUACAAGUAUGUUUGAAGGCAAUAUAAUCAGAAAUUUCCGUAGUUUAGACGAACUACUUCGUACAAUGGUCUCUGCAACCAAGAUUAUCGGAAACAUUGAACUUGAGAAUAAAUUUUCAGAAGCUAUGGAGAAGAUAAGGCGAGAUAUUAUAUUUGCAGCUUCCUUAUAUCUAUAG